AGCCGUUCUCAUUGGAUAAAUUCGACCGUUGGACUCCAGCAAAGAAACAUAACAAAAGAUCCGUUACCAAAGUGUUCUGCUUCUAGCCCCGUUUGACUUUUCAGUUCCGGAGACAAACUGCGAAAGCCAAAAAGGAACCAAGGAGAGAGGGAAAGAGAGAGAGUAAAUGAAAGAAACCCAUUUCAUGGGUAUUUAGAGAGAGAGAGAGAGAGAGAGAGAGAGAGAGAGAGAGAGAUCUUUGAGACCCACUUAGUGUUUCUCUUUCAAGUGAAAAUGGUUGCGAGAACCCCACCAAAGCAGAGGAAAAUGGUAGCCCCUCUCAAUCCUGUUUUGCUAAGAGAAACAGUGAAGAAGGUGGAUAGAUGCAUGGCUCGGUUGCAGGAGCUACAGUACACAGUUUCAGGUGGUACAAAGGUGAUCUCCGGAGUGAGUCUCAGCCCUCGCAGUACUAGAGGUUAUCUAAGGACUAGCCUCCGAUGCAAACAAGAAACUGCAAGGAUUAAAGGUUCUGCCCCUAGGAAAUCUCCUGUUGGGAAGUUUCCAGCAAAUACAGGAGGGGAGUGGCAGAGAAUGUCAUUGCCAGCAAUGCUGUUAGGUGAAACAGUCGGAGAAAUUCUACAAGCAAGUCAAUUUGCAAGAGAAAUAGUAGCAGCAGUUGGUAGUAAAACCAAGAAAACCACUGUGGAAGACCCCAAAACCCCAUUGACCCAACAGAGGAAACAGAGGCAACUCCCUGAAAACACAGAACUCAGGGCCAGAAGGAAGAAGGAGAAGCACAACAAAUCUCAAUCCUUUCAAUCAGAAUCAGGUUCCCCAAUACUCCAACGGGCUCGUUCUCGAAUCAAUUUCAAGGUUUCACCUCCAAACAAGAGAGAAGUGUUGAAAGAAAACAACAGAUACUUGGCAAACAGAGUGUCUCCCAAGAAUAGGCCAUGGGCUAAAAAGAGUGUGUUAUUUCCCAACCCUUUGUUUUUGUCCUCAGAUCCUUCUUCUUCUUCACAUCAGCAGAAGUUUUGCAGGACAAGGUCACCAAUCAUUGGUAGAAAUGAACAUAAUAGUAAGCCACGGAUUCAGACUCCACACAAGUUCUUAAUCAAGUCUCCACCUUCAGCUUCCAAGUUUCAGGUCAAGAUUAAGAGCCCUCCAUUGGUUUCUUCUCUUUCUCCAACAAAAAUAGCCAAGAAGUCUCCCAAGAUGUCAACUGCCUCGAAACUACGCCGUUCAUUUUCACCAUCGAGAUUGGCAACUAGAUUGGUGUCUCCAUUGAAGAGCAGAAAGAGUAUGCAAAAGAGUGAGGGACUAGUAAUGCGUGGUUUGAAACAGCGUCCAACUUGCUCAGUGCCAUUGGGAAUUUCAGCUCGGAGAAUUUAAACAUGCUAAAGAUUGGAUAAUAUGCACAACGGCUUGGUUUGGAUUGAAUUGUGUUUGGUGUUUUUAAGAUAUUUCCUCAAUGUCCAUAGUGUUCCAUUAGUUUGGAUUAUAUUUCUUGCUUAAGGAUGCAAAUUUGUCAUUCCAUUCUUUCAUGUAAAAGGUUGAGAGAAAUUCAAUGAAUAACUAAAUUAAAGGA
Molecule: messenger RNA, 1567 nt
Organism: Prunus avium (sweet cherry)
Lineage: Eukaryota; Viridiplantae; Streptophyta; Magnoliopsida; Rosales; Rosaceae
Gene: ATN
Product: cyclin family
Biological process (GO): cytokinesis by cell plate formation; regulation of phragmoplast microtubule organization
Cellular component (GO): preprophase band; microtubule associated complex
Molecular function (GO): microtubule binding
Source: RefSeq, a predicted model, not a curated record